GUAUAGUGUAUACCAACAAUAGCUAACAAAAAAACAGCUGUUCGUUGUGAGCCAGUGGUCUUCGCGAAAACAUUGCAAUGUUUAUCUGUCGCAUUUAUUCAGUUUUCCUGUAGAUAAUAUGACAUACGUAGAAUACAUUGAGCUUAUUUGGUCUGGGUCUCCUAUAUGCAAUUAAUACAGUGACUGACAGUUCUUAGAAUGAGAUUUUCACGCUACAAAUUAAUAGUACUUAGGCAUAACAUAAACUUAGUUACAGAAUCUUGCAGGGUUGUUAUAUAGGUCAUAUAUAAAUUGAAGUACCGAGUUACUGAGAAAAUGUUGUGGAGAAUACAGAAAAUAAAAGUCACCUCUUCGGCUAUGGUCAGUUUUCAGCAGUAUUCAACGACGAAAAGACGUGUUGUCGUAACUGGUAUAGGAGUCGUUUCUCCAUUGGGAUGCGGGGCCCAGCAUGCAUGGAACAGAAUAUUAUCAGGUGACUGUGGUAUUGUUCGUCUCCCCGACGACAGAUAUGGAACCCUUCCAUGCAAAAUAGCAGCUCUGGUGAAAAAAGGAAACAGUGAUGGUGAAUUAAAUAUAAAUCUUCAUUUCGCUGACAGGGAGCUAAGGACAAUGGCGCCAGCGACAGUGUAUGCAUUGGUAGCAGCAAAAGAAGCGCUAGAGGACGCAAAUUGGUUCCCAGAGGAAGAGGAAAUGAAACAGCAGACGGGUGUUGCAAUAGGAAUGGGAAUGGUUGAUAUGGAAGAUAUUUGUAGCACAAAUGAAUCACUAAAGAGGGGAUAUAAUCGUGUAAGCCCAUAUUUUGUUCCUAGAAUUCUUGUAAAUAUGGCAUCUGGUCUGAUAAGCAUUAGAUAUGGCUUUAAAGGACCUAACCAUGCUGUUUCUACAGCUUGUGCAACUGGUGCUCAUGCAAUUGGCGAUGCAUAUAGGUUUAUACAGCAUGGUGAUGCUAAAGUUAUGGUUUGUGGGGCCACUGAAGCAAGUGUCAAUCCACUCUCAAUUGCAGGAUUUUGUAGGUUGAGAGCUCUUAGUACAAAAUUUAAUGAUGAGCCUUUGAAAGCGUCAAGACCAUUUGACAAGAAUCGUGACGGUUUUGUGAUGGGCGAAGGAUCAGCCGUAAUUAUUUUAGAGGAACUAGACCAUGCUAUUCAAAGAGGUGCACAAAUAUAUGCAGAGGUCUUAGGGUAUGGUUUAUCUGGAGAUGCAUCUCAUCUAACAGCACCCAAUGAAGAUGGACUGGGAGCGACAUUAGCAAUGUCAAGAGCAAUAUGUGAUGCUAGGCUACAGCCAGAGGAAAUAAGUUAUGUCAAUGCUCAUGCUACAUCUACUCCACUUGGUGAUGAGAUAGAGGCAAAGGCUAUCAGCAGACUGCUUGGUAAACACGGUGGUGUUGCUGUUUCUUCAACCAAAGGAGCUCAUGGGCAUUUGCUUGGUGCUGCAGGUAAUCUAGAAUCUGUGUUCACCAUUAUGGCUAUUAAGACCGGCUUCUUACCUCCAAGCAUAAAUAUUGAAAAUGCAAUUGAUGCCAAAAAUGUACAUUUUGUUUCAAACAUUAAGAGAGAGUGGAAUCAUCAGAAGAGGAUUGCUUUAAAAAAUGCAUUUGGCUUUGGUGGAACUAAUGUAUCAUUAUGUUUUUCACAAUAUGUGAGCUAGGUUUUCUUGUUUCGGUCUAAUAAAACUUGCCAUACUUUUUGAA
Molecule: messenger RNA, 1693 nt
Organism: Schistocerca gregaria
Lineage: Eukaryota; Metazoa; Arthropoda; Insecta; Orthoptera; Acrididae
Product: 3-oxoacyl-[acyl-carrier-protein] synthase, mitochondrial
Exons: 2
Coding region: 316-1650 (444 amino acids)
Biological process (GO): fatty acid biosynthetic process
Molecular function (GO): 3-oxoacyl-[acyl-carrier-protein] synthase activity
Source: RefSeq, a predicted model, not a curated record